AAACCAAUUGUCCAAAAUAAAAAAAAAAGAAAAGAAAAGAAAAUGAAGAACAUGAUCCACAAACACUAAAAAAAACCUUGCAAAAAACCAGUAAAUACAGAGAGGCGCCAAUGGCUAGUGCAACCACCACUACAACGGCCAUCUCCCGCCUCACAGUUCUAUUCCCCGCCAACGCUGGCGUAAGUUACCCCCUCAGAAACUCCAAUUUCCCUUCAUCUUCUCGCCAAAAUGGCCGCUACCCACCUCGAAUUACCACCACUUUCAGGGCUAAUCGCCGGCUUAGGGUCGUCUCUCAGGCUGCUGGUGCCCCAUCUAAGGACGUUUCUUCCAUUGGAGUGGGACAAGACCGUCUAUUGAAGGUCCCAGUUUCUAAAAUUAGGAACUUUUGCAUUAUCGCACAUAUAGAUCAUGGGAAAUCAACUUUGGCCGACAAAUUGCUUGAAACAACGGGUACUGUUCAAAAGCGUGAGAUGAAGGAACAAUUCCUUGAUAACAUGGAUUUAGAGAGAGAAAGAGGAAUCACUAUUAAACUGCAGGCAGCACGUAUGCGUUAUGUUCAUAACAAUGAACCACAUUGUUUAAACCUAAUUGAUACUCCAGGACACGUGGACUUUUCUUAUGAGGUCUCCCGAUCUCUGGCUGCAUGUGAGGGUGCCCUCCUUGUUGUAGAUGCUUCUCAGGGAGUGGAAGCUCAAACUUUAGCCAAUGUAUACCUGGCAUUGGAAAACAACUUAGAAAUAAUCCCCGUUCUUAACAAGAUAGAUUUGCCUGGUGCCGAUCCCGAUCUUGUCGCCAAGGAGAUUGAAGAGGUAAUUGGAAUGGAUUGUAGCAAUGCAAUUCUCUGCUCUGCAAAGGAGGGCAUUGGAAUUACUGAAAUUCUUGAUGCUAUUGUUGAAAGGAUUCCUCCACCUCCUGAUACUUCCUCAAUGCCCUUAAGGGCUCUAAUAUUUGAUAGUUAUUAUGAUCCAUACAGGGGAGUGAUUGCAUAUUUUCGAGUAAUUGAUGGAACUAUGAAGAAAGGUGACCGGAUUUAUUUCAUGAUCAGUGGAAAGGAUUACUACGCUGAUGAAAUUGGAGUUCUUUCUCCUAAUCAAAUGCAAGUUGAACAACUUUAUGCUGGUGAGGUCGGUUACCUCUCAGCCUCAAUCAGAUCAGUUGCAGAUGCCAGAGUUGGGGACACCAUCACUUCUUACGGCCGCAAGGCAGAGAAACCUCUUCCUGGAUAUCAGGAGUCUACUCCAAUGGUCUUCUGUGGUUUAUUUCCAGUUGAUGCAGACCAGUUUCCCGAGUUACGUGAUGCAUUGGAUAAGCUGCAGCUUAAUGAUGCCUCCUUGAAGUUUGAACCAGAGACCUCGUCUGCAAUGGGUUUUGGAUUUAGAUGUGGGUUUUUGGGUCUUCUGCACAUGGAAAUUAUUCAGGAAAGACUGGAACGAGAGUAUAAUUUGUCCCUAAUAACUACUGCCCCAAGCGUUGUAUAUCGAGUGAAUUGCUCAGAUGGUGAAUUGGUUGAAUGCUCUAAUCCUGCUGCACUUCCAGAACCUGGCAAACGUAAAUCAAUCGACGAGCCAUAUGUUAAGAUUGAAAUACUUACACCGAAAGACUAUAUUGGUCCAUUGAUGGAGCUGGCUCAAGAAAGAAGGGCAGAGUUUAAAGAAAUGAAAUUUAUCACUGAGAUUAGAGCAUCAUUAAGCUAUGCAAUGCCAUUGGCGGAGAUGGUGGGUGACUUUUUUGACCAGCUGAAGUCCAGGAGUAAAGGUUAUGCCAGCAUGGAGUACACCUUUAUGGGGUAUCGGGAAAGCGACUUGGUUAAGCUUGAUAUUCAAAUAAAUGGUGAUCGUGUGGAUCCUUUGGCUACUAUUGUUCAUAGAGAUAAGGCGUACAGCGUGGGGCGGGCCUUGACUCAAAAGUUGAAGGAGCUUAUACCACGUCAGAUGUUUAAAGUACCUAUUCAAGCAUGCAUCGGCUCUAAAGUUAUUGCAAGUGAAGCUAUUUCUGCAAUUAGAAAGGAUGUUUUGGCCAAAUGCUAUGGUGGUGACAUAACAAGAAAGAAGAAAUUACUGAAAAAACAGGCUGAAGGGAAAAAGAGAAUGAAGUCUAUUGGCAAAGUGGAUGUACCACAAGAAGCAUUCAUGGCUGUGUUGAAGCUUGAAAAGGAGGUAGUAUGAUCAGCCAGGUCUUUGGAGAUUGCAUAAAUCUGCCCUGUUGCAUGUCGGAAGUACUUGUUUCCUAUCUCUCCGAAUUUCCAGUGCUCGGGUUCAUGGUAUUUUACUCCCCUGUGAACAUGACAAAGUUACAAAUGAUAACAGGAGUUUUCGUAUUAGGUCAGCAAUACUUUCACCUUCAACCAUGAAUAUAACUUUUAGGUGGAUGAUCAACUUUGAUUAUGACCCUUUUGUCCCCCAUAAUCUACACCAUUUUUGCAGAAUCCUGCUUUCCUUUUCUUUCUUUUAUUUUCGUGAUUUUGUUUUAUUGCCUUGGAUACUAUCGUCGUAUUCUCAUAUAAUAUAUGGGUUUAAUUA
Molecule: messenger RNA, 2519 nt
Organism: Spinacia oleracea (spinach)
Lineage: Eukaryota; Viridiplantae; Streptophyta; Magnoliopsida; Caryophyllales; Amaranthaceae
Product: translation factor GUF1 homolog, chloroplastic
Exons: 23
Coding region: 111-2165 (684 amino acids)
Biological process (GO): positive regulation of translation
Molecular function (GO): GTP binding; ribosome binding; GTPase activity
Source: RefSeq, a predicted model, not a curated record